Messenger RNA from Phytophthora infestans T30-4, 306 nucleotides. RefSeq lists its product as uncharacterized. Bases 1 to 306 code for a protein of 101 amino acids. Gene Ontology annotation, cellular component: cytosol. The record is from RefSeq and is a predicted model, not a curated record. Gene Ontology annotation, molecular function: acetoacetate-CoA ligase activity. NCBI's taxonomy places the organism in Eukaryota, Oomycota, Peronosporomycetes, Peronosporales, Peronosporaceae. The transcript is spliced from 4 exons.
AUGGUGGUGCUGGGCAAGCGCAAGGGAGACACAGUCCCCUCCACUGACGCCAAGAGAGUGAAGGAUGGGGCUACUCUGUGGUCUCCGUCAGCGGAUCUCGUGGCUUUUUCUAACUGGACUAAGUUCUCGAAUCUUGUAAACGAACGCUUUAAGUUGUCACUCAAGACACCACAGGAACUGUGGCAGUGGUCAGUCGACAACCUCGAGGACUUUUGGGGAGCGUGUUGGGACUUUACGGGGAUGGUGGCGUCGCAGCCGUACACGAAGGUGAUCGAGGACAAGGAGAAGAUGCCAGGUAGUAGAUAA